UGCUCAUGCAAUUUACCAGUAAGCUCGUGGAUUGGAUAUGCUUACGAUACGUGUUUUAGUCAAGAUAAGAAUUGAUUUGAAUGAUAAAUAAUCGUAAUCGCCUAGCAGUGUAAGCAUCCGCAUGACUUUGCCUAUAAAAGCGAGCAACUGCAGGUGCUUGUUCAUUACUCGCUGAAAGAUGUUUUUGACAUAUACAAACAUAUUAUUUAACAUUUUUGUUCUUGUUGCGACGUUUCGUGUGGACCCUCCAGUACAUCGGCAUAAUGGUUUCUACAAAGCCGCUGUUUACGAACAUCCUGUGGAACUUCCAGCCAAGAUAGCAGAAACGUACGACGAGGCUGUUGGACAGAUGUUACUAAAUUUGAACGAAUAUAAAAAACAAGCAGACAUCGCUGGAAGUCAGGGUGUUGACAUUAUCGUUUUCCCGGAAGUCGGAAUUUAUGGCUUUCAGUUCGACAAUUCUUCUGAAAUAGAGAACUAUCUUGAAUACAUUCCAAACCCUGCUGAAAUCAGUUGGACGCCCUGUCGCGAACCUGACAGAUUCAACAGAACAAAAGUGCAGACAUUUCUUAGUUGUCUCGCUAUGAACAAUUCGUUAUUCCUGGUAGCCAACUAUGGUGAUAUGCAGCCGUGUCCCCUUGUAGACCCAAAUUGCCCAAACAGCGGUCACUAUCAGUACAACACAAAUAUCAUAUUUAACAGGAAAGGCGAGCUGAUCGCUCGAUAUCAUAAACAGAACUUAUUCUUUGAGACUCAGUUUCAACAACCUAUCAACCCAGAAAAAAUCUUCUUUGACACUGACUUUGGCAGAUUCGGCACGUUUACGUGUUUCGAUAUCUUGUUUCAUGACCCGGCUAUUCCGCUGGUAGAGAAAUUUAACAUAACUGAUGUUGUUUUCCCUACUGCCUGGAUGGAUGCCUUGCCCUUUUUCUCGGCCAUAGGCUUUCACUCAUCCUUUGCUGUAGCUUACAAUGUGAAUUUUCUCGCGGCUAACCUACACUUACCCUCACAACGCUUUCAGGGGAGUGGAAUAUACACACCAGAUGGCGCUGAAGCAUACUACUAUGACAGGAAUGCACAAGAUGGAAAACUUCUCAUACACGAUGUCCCUAUCAUUAGCCGCACUGAAAAGAAGUUACAAAACGUCGUUUUUGCGUUUGGCCCUACUGAACUUCAGUAUCUAAAGAAUCAUGAAUUCAAAGCUACAGUAUUUAAAGAUUGGUACAAUUGUGUACGUCUUGGCUCAAGAAAAGACAAAAUAACCUUGUGUCAGGAAGGCUUCUGUUGCUUUCUUUCUUAUGAAAGAGAUCAAAUUGUUGGCAAUUACGCAUUUGGUGUUUUUAAUGGAAUACAUCCACGUAACGGCCCGUACUACCUACAAGUUUGUAUUCUAUUGAAAUGUAAAUCUGAAGAUAAUGAAAGUUGUGGCCGACUGACGUUCACUGCGGACGGGAACUUUAAGUAUUUCAACAUCAGAGGCAACUUUUCAACACCUUAUGUUACACCUCAGGUCAUAAGAAGUGACAACGGACGUCUAGAACUGCUACCACUUCACUCUAUGACGUAUGAUAAGACUGGCUUAACUGGAAGUGCAAGAUCCACGCCUCUCUUAGAAACGAGCCUAAUAGGCCGUGUAUAUGUAAGUGACUAAAUACCUUAGCAGGUACAUGAUGCGUGCUACAAUGGAGUAAAUUAUCUCUGAUAGAAUAUCUACUACUUGUAUUAAAACCUUAUUGCAGUUUA
This is a messenger RNA of Mercenaria mercenaria, 1743 nucleotides long. Its product is annotated as pantetheinase-like. Bases 179 to 1651 code for a protein of 490 amino acids. Gene Ontology annotation, molecular function: hydrolase activity, acting on carbon-nitrogen (but not peptide) bonds, in linear amides. The record is from RefSeq and is a predicted model, not a curated record. Lineage: Eukaryota; Metazoa; Mollusca; Bivalvia; Venerida; Veneridae. The transcript is spliced from 2 exons.